AUGCUUGGUCAAGCGAGUAGAAGAGUUCCUUUGCUGGAGUGUGUUCGCUAUAAAAGGUUAAAGUUCAAACCGAAAAUAGCGCAUACACGACCGCAGAAGACUGCGAGUAUGCUGGCGAUGGAGCAUUUCGACUUUUAUUACGCACCUGUCUACGGCAAACAGUGGCCAUCGAUACGUCUUGGACUGCUCACACCGAAUAAGUAUAUGGCCAUCGUGAACACUUUCUCAAGAUCAUCAGAAGCAAGUGAGUUGAUUCUCGAAGAAAUCGGAGCCGUUGAUCUCAUCAAAGAAUUAAUUGGUACGAUAGCAAUAGAAAAAUUGGAAAAGAAACGAAAACUAAUGGAGGCGAAGGCACUGAAACAGCAGGAACAAGAUCAAAGUGUUAAAGGGAUGCAAUCUGGAGAAGUCGAGGAGAACGCGAAAACGCCAGAAGACUUGGAACUAGAAGAUUUGGAAAUGCGAGGGGAGGCUGGUCUUGGGGAAUUUCGGCGAUCUGAAGAAACACUGACAAGGAGCGAUCUGCAGUUGGGCAGGGGCAGACGUGAUCAGAGGGAUGCUCAUGAGAUAACGUUAGUUAUGAAUCACUGA
This is a messenger RNA of Anisakis simplex (herring worm), 588 nucleotides long. The record is from the annotation of a GenBank genome assembly. Lineage: Eukaryota; Metazoa; Nematoda; Chromadorea; Rhabditida; Anisakidae.